AUUUUUUCCUAAAUAGAUUCUGUAAGAGUUAAUAAGUCAUAAUGUUCAUAAUGUGACUCAGCGCUCAGUUAAUGAGCGCUUAUAGAACGUAAUGGGCCUCUUAACAAACGGAGCUGAAAAUCUCGCCUGUGUCUAAUAAAUGAGCCUCAUCCCCCCAUCCUCCUGACCAAUAGAGAGAGAGAGAGAGAGAGAGAGAGAGAGAGAGAGAGAGAGAGAGACUCUAAACUUAACUCAUCACAUCAGAAAAAAUGAAAACGCGGAGGGUCGCAAGGCAAACGCCGGAGAGGCCGCAGAGAGUCAAAAACUCGUUGAUCUGAUUAAUUCAGGAAUAUCUCUCAGCAGCGUGUGUAGCUUUGUGUUGUUCUGUUGUGCAGCGUUGAUCGAUUAUUGUAAUUCAGGAACACUUUUUUUUUUGUAGCAAAUCAGCGUUGUGCAAAAGCAUAACUACAGCGCGAGACAUUUUAAAAAGCGUUCUUUUGCCUGUCAGACAAUUAAAAGUAAGGCGCAGAGAUACCUCCGAGUCUCUGCACGGGAUCAGCGCGAGCAUCUCUCCGGUUCCGGUGGAGGGGCGCAUGAGGGGCGAAGGGGGGGCGAAUCCGUUCCGUUUCUCUUGAAUCCGCCUCUCUCUCCGUUAUCCGCACGGUGAGAGUAUCCACGCGCUUUAGAGACUCUUCUUCCGUCCUCGGACCCUUUAAGGGAAACAGCAGCGAGGACCAAUCACCGAGCCAUCACGGCGGCUCCGGAGAAGAGGAAGCUGUUUACAGGAGCUCGGGUGCUAAUUAGGUUGAACAGAAUCUCCGCCACAACUCGGCCAGGAACCGGUUCGUGUGCGUCCAUGGAGCGCGCGGACAAGCAAAGCGCGUCUGCAGUCGCCAUGUGUGCAUUUUGUACAGAGUUCUGAAAGUCUUUUCGCUUCCAAAAUCGACACUCUGUAACUUAUUUAUUCCUGACUCAACUUUUUGGUGGAGUAUUUUCCCCCCGAUCAACGGACUUCACGUUAACUGUGAGUGGCGGAAAUAAUUUUUUCCGGUUUUUAAGCACCAUGUUUCAGCCCACACCGAAGAGAUGUUUCACUAUCGAGUCUUUGGUAGCGAAGGAUAAUAAUCCUCCUCCUCCUGUUCUACCGACGUCCAGAUCCGAGGAGCACACGCGACCCGCGGCGGCGCUCAGCUACGCCGGUGCGAGCCACGUGAGCCCGUUUCUGAAUGGCUUUACCGCCGGCGCGAGGGGCGUCUACUCCAGCGCGGACCUUGUAUUCGCCGAGGCCAUGUCGCACGCGCCCAGCUCGGCCGUGCCCGUUCACCCGGUCGUUCCCGCUCCUGCUCCUCAUCCGCCUCCACCGCCGCCGCCGCACGCGCUCGCCGCUCACCACGCGCUUACCUCCUCGCACGGGCCGCACGCGCUCUUUGCCAGCCAGCAAAGGGACCCCGCAACUUUUUACCCGUGGUUAAUACACAGAUAUAGAUACCUGGGGCACAGAUUUCAAGGAAACGAAACGAGUCCGGAGAGUUUCCUUUUGCACAACGCGCUCGCCAGGAAGCCGAAACGGAUCCGCACGGCGUUUUCUCCGUCGCAGCUGCUCCGGCUCGAGCACGCGUUUGAAAAAAACCACUACGUGGUGGGAGCAGAGCGGAAGCAGCUCGCACACAGCCUCAGCCUCACAGAAACUCAGGUCAAAGUUUGGUUUCAGAACAGAAGAACGAAAUUUAAGCGUCAGAAACUGGAGGAAGAAGGGUCGGACUCGCAGCAGAAAAAGAAAGGCACGCAUCACGUGAACCGGUGGCGGCUCGCGACAAAACAGGCGAGUCCCGAGGAAAUAGACGUCACGUCGGACGAUUAAAAAGAAACAAUCCAAAUAACUAACUAACUAAAUGAAAGAAAGACUCGAGGUGUUUUUGAAGCCUUGGAAAGCACGACGUGGAGUGAAAAGUGUGACAUGGAUAAAGGACGCCGUGAAAGACAAAGAAAGAGAGAGAGAGAAAGAGAGCAAAGCCAAUUUCUCUUCUUCGGAUCUCGGCAGCUCGAGGGUGAGAAAAAUCCUGCCGAUGUCACCACGAGGAAACUGUCAAUACUGUUUUCCACGUUGCCAUGGCAACAUGAUUGACAGGUAGUACAUGGCCACGCCCCCCGCCCCACCUCAUCAACUCACUUAAAAAAAAAAACCCACACAACUUCUAAUGCGCAUAAGACAUUUGCACUUCUGAGAAUAUUUUUCUUCUCAACUACGAAAUUUUUUUUUUUUUUUUUUUGCAAAACUUUAAUUGCAUGAUAAAGAGCAAUGAUUUUUUUCUCCGGGGGGCGUAGGUGCAUUUAAUUUAACCCUUCUUGCAAAGUAACUUUAUUCGGAUUCUCUUUUUUCAAUCUGGGGAAUGUCAUGUGUGUGUUUUCUGUUUUGUUUCUUUUCUUAAAAAAAAAAAGAACUGUGUGCAGUCUUUGAAUUUAUAAUUAUCGUGUCCAAGUGGUUGUGAAAACGAUAUGAAGUAGCAAUGCUGCGUCAAAGUGUUUUUUUUUAAACAAGUAAAAAAAAGUGAGAACAAUUACUCACAAUUAAAAAAAAAAAAAAAAAGGUCAGUGACGUUGCUUGAUUUUUUUUUUUAGCUUUACCAUGACGCCCUAUUUUUGGUGAAAAUCUCUCUCCU
Messenger RNA from Ictalurus furcatus (blue catfish), 2639 nucleotides. It is a transcript of the gene emx2, whose product is annotated as empty spiracles homeobox 2. Gene Ontology annotation, biological process: brain development; regulation of DNA-templated transcription; neuron differentiation. The transcript has 3 exons. Gene Ontology annotation, molecular function: DNA binding; DNA-binding transcription factor activity, RNA polymerase II-specific. Bases 1043 to 1840 code for a protein of 265 amino acids. The record is from RefSeq and is a predicted model, not a curated record. NCBI's taxonomy places the organism in Eukaryota, Metazoa, Chordata, Actinopteri, Siluriformes, Ictaluridae.